GAGUUAGACCAGCGCUUGCGUGACAUUCAGGCCGAGUAUCUCGACUUCUUCGACGAUGACAGGGAUCAGGGCGUCUACACCGAUGCCGUCAAAGCCAUGAUCAAAGCCAAUGAGUGCCGUCUUAUAGUCGAUAUCAACGAUUUGCGGCGAAAGUUACCGCAAAGAGUCGUCCAAUUGUUGAACCAUUCGGUCGAAGAGAUCAUUGCUAUCCAACGGGCGCUCAAAGAGCACGUGUCCAACAAUAAUCCCGAUUACUCUAAACUAUACGCCGAGUUCUUCGUCGGCUUUGAGGGCAGUUUCGGCUCCAAACACGUGACGCCCCGAACGCUGUUGUCGCGUCAUUUGGGAUCCGUUGUGGCCGUUGAAGGUAUUGUCACGCGUUGUUCGUUGGUUCGGCCGAAAGUGGUUAAGUCUGUCCACUACUGUCCCGUCACGAAGAAGACAGUGGAGCGCAAGUACACGGAUCUGACCUCUUUCGAGGCGUUUCCCACGGGAUCUGCUUAUCCGACCAAAGAUGAAGACGGAAACCUAUUGGAGACUGAAUACGGACUCUCCGUAUACAAAGACCACCAGACGUUCACCAUUCAGGAGAUGCCUGAGAAGGCACCGGCCGGUCAACUGCCCCGCGCUGUGGACAUCAUUUGCGACAACGAUUUGAUUGAUUUAUGCAAACCCGGAGAUCGGGUUCAAGUGGUCGGAAGCUAUCGGUGUUUGCCAUCAAAACAGGGCUCGUAUACGAACGGCACGUUUCGCACAGUUAUGCUCUCAACGAAUGUGAAUCUAUUGUCGAAAGAGGUUUCCUCUGACAUAACUCCCGAAGACUUUAAUAAAUGCAAGAAAUUCAGUCGUCAGAGAGGCAAAGACGAUGUCUUUGAAAUACUGGCCCGUUCUCUGGCGCCGUCCAUCUAUGGUCACGACCACAUCAAGAAGGCGUUGCUUUGUAUGCUUUUAGGAGGUCUUGAGAAAGUGUUACCCAAUGGCACUCGACUUCGAGGUGAUAUAAACAUUCUCCUCAUUGGCGACCCCUCCGUAGCGAAGUCUCAGCUUUUGAGAUAUGUGUUGAACUGCGCGCCCAGAGCUGUGGCCACCACUGGUCGCGGAUCUUCUGGCGUUGGUUUGACGGCUGCCGUCACUACAGAUCCCGAAACUCGCGACCGGAGACUAGAGGCCGGAGCUAUGGUUUUGGCCGAUCGGGGAGUUGUCUGUAUCGAUGAGUUUGAUAAGAUGUCUGACAUCGACCGCACAGCCAUUCACGAGGUGAUGGAACAGGGAAGGGUCACCAUCACUAAGGCUGGCAUUCACGCCAAACUCAAUGCCCGCUGCUCUGUGUUGGCCGCCGCUAAUCCAGUCUACGGCAGAUACGAUCAAUACAAGACUCCGAUGGAAAACAUUGGACUCCAGGACUCGUUGUUGUCUCGAUUUGAUCUGCUUUUCAUAAUGUUAGACAAGAACGACACUCAGAUAGACAACGCCGUUGCCGAACACGUGGUUCGCAUUCACCGCUAUAGAGCUCCGGGAGAACAGGACGGCGAACCACUUCCAAUCAUGAGUAACGCCGACUUCCUGACCACCAAAGACUCGGAGACUUUGGACAGAGACGCCGACGCAGAGACUCCUAUCUAUGAGAAAUAUGAUGCCUUACUUCAUGGAAACCGAAACAAAUCCGAUAAGAUUGUGAGCAUUCAAUUCAUGAAGAAAUACAUUCACAUCGCGAAAGCCAUUAAACCUAAGCUAACGAAAGAGGCGUGCGAUCUGAUUGCCGAAGAGUACACUAAACUGCGCUCUCACGACAACGACAAGUCAGAUGAGGCCCGGACCCAACCCGUGACGGCCCGUUCUUUGGAAACAAUGAUCCGUUUGGCGACAGCGCACGCCAGGGCUCGACUCUCGAAGAAUGUUGAGGCACAGGACGCCAACUGUGCCGUCGAAUUGAUUCAUUUCGCUAUCUUUAAGACAGUGUUGAGUAAACCCAAGAAAAGGAAGAGAGAGGACGAAGAGGGCGGCGAUGAG
This is a messenger RNA of Medioppia subpectinata, 2010 nucleotides long. NCBI's taxonomy places the organism in Eukaryota, Metazoa, Arthropoda, Arachnida, Sarcoptiformes, Oppiidae. The record is from the annotation of a GenBank genome assembly.